Molecule: messenger RNA, 460 nt
Organism: Canis lupus familiaris (dog)
Lineage: Eukaryota; Metazoa; Chordata; Mammalia; Carnivora; Canidae
Gene: H2AC20
Product: H2A clustered histone 20
Exons: 1
Coding region: 53-442 (129 amino acids)
Cellular component (GO): nucleosome
Molecular function (GO): structural constituent of chromatin; DNA binding; protein heterodimerization activity
Source: RefSeq, a predicted model, not a curated record
GCUGUUUUGUUGUCAGGUCUGAGCUUUAGGUGUUUUAACCUCGCUAGCAAUCAUGUCUGGUCGUGGCAAGCAAGGAGGCAAGGCCCGCGCCAAGGCCAAGUCGCGCUCGUCCCGCGCCGGCCUGCAGUUCCCAGUGGGCCGCGUGCACCGGCUGCUGCGUAAGGGCAACUACGCCGAGCGGGUGGGGGCCGGCGCUCCCGUCUACAUGGCGGCCGUGCUGGAGUACCUGACGGCCGAGAUCCUGGAGCUGGCGGGCAACGCGGCCCGCGACAACAAGAAGACGCGUAUCAUCCCCCGCCACCUGCAGCUGGCCAUCCGCAACGACGAGGAGCUCAACAAGCUGCUGGGCAAGGUCACCAUCGCCCAGGGCGGCGUCCUGCCCAACAUCCAGGCCGUUCUCUUACCAAAGAAAACUGAAAGCCACAAAGCCAAAAGUAAAUAAAUCCUGACAAGCCAAAGA